CUGAAAGGGGAGGGCGGGCGGCAGCGGCCGGUCCUCUCCUCUCCUCUCCCGCCCCACCGCCGCGACUCGGGCCGCGCUCCACAGCGGGACUCGCUGCAGUGAUGAACAUGAUGAAGGUGCUACCGUGCCCUGCUGCUCUUCUCUUCCUAGUGGCUGCAUUCAGUCUGGAGCCGUCUCACUGUGCCAAGGUGCUGAUCAUGCCCACCAUAGUCUUUGACAGCCACUUGCGAGUCUUCAUGCGAGUGGCAGAGGCACUGACUGACCAAGGCCAUGACCCUGUGCUGCUACUUCAUGAGGGUCGAGAUUUGGAAACCUACCUGCCCAGCUUCCGCAUGCAGAGGUACUGGGGUAUCUUCAGCACGGAGAGCGCAGAUGCCUGGGUGCAGGAGAAGAUAAAGCGUGUCUUCCAAGGGAAGAUGACCUCUCUGGAGAUGUUUUCCUUUUUGGAGAAGUACCUGGAAAACUGUGACCUAGUGCUGGGAAACUCUACCCUUCUUCAGAAACUCCAGCAUGAGCGCUUUGAUCUGCUGUUGGUGGACCCCAAUGAGAUGUGUGGCUUUAUCCUGGCCCACAUUCUCCAUGUCAAAUAUGCUGUGAUCUCCACUGGUUUCUGGUUCCCAGCAGAGAUUGGUGCAACUUCCCCCAUUGCCUAUGUCCCCGAGUUCAACUCCCUGAUGACAGACAGGAUGGGCUUCUUUGGUAGGACUUGGAAUCUCCUAGUCUAUAUGAUCACUCGUGUGGCCACAAAGCUGGUCAUCCUUCCCAAGUUUGAACGUCUUAUGGAGAAGCACAGAGUGGAGCCAAAGACAUCCAUGUUGGACCUUGUCCAUGGAACUAGCCUAUUCUUCCUCUGUAACGAUGUAGUGCUGGACUUUCCCCGGCCAACACUCCCCCAUGUCAUUUUCACAGGGGGGAUCCUCGCUGAGCCCGCAAAGACCCUCCCAGUGGGUCUGCGUCUCUGGGUGGAAGCAGCAGAUGUGGGUGUUGUUGUUGUCUCCUUUGGCAUCGGGAUUCGAGCUCUUCCAAGCGAUUUGGUGGAGAAGAUGGCUGGCGCAUUCGCUCGCCUCCCACAGAGGGUGGUGUGGAGAUACUUUGGGCAGAAGCCAAGAAACCUGGGUGAGAAUACGCUGAUGAUGGAGUGGCUGCCCCAGAAUGACCUGCUAGGCCAUCCCAAUGUGAAAGCCUUCGUCAGCCACUGUGGGAUGAACGGUGUCUUUGAGGCAAUUUAUCAUGGUGUGCCAGUGGUGGGAUUUCCUUUCUAUGGGGACCAGUUUGACAUCAUGACCAGAGUGCAGGCGAAGGGCAUGGGUAUCCUCAUGGACUGGAGCAGAGUGAAAGAAGAGGAUCUUUACCAAGCUGUUGUCACGGUUAUCUCUGACCCCAGCUACAGAAAAGCAGCCAAACUCAUCUCAGCUCUGCACCUGGACAGACCAAUGCAUGCUCUCAAUAGGACAGUGUAUUGGCUAGAGUACAUCCUUCGUCACAAUGGGGCACCGUAUCUUCGCCCGGCUGUCUAUGACCUCUCCUUAUAUGAGUACUUCUGCCUGGACAUCUUGGCUCUUCUGGUCUUGUGUCUGGCCGGUAUUGGAUUUGUCCUCUACAAAUCUGUGAUGUGGUGCAGAAGGAAGGGGGCCAGCCCUGUGUAUCAGAAUGGCAAUUGCAUGAAGGGCCACUUCACAGAAGAAAAGAAAUUGCAGUAGUGGCUCAGCGUGUUUCAGGGCACAUCCCAUCACUGUGAAACGAACUGCUGCUGUGCCAAGAAAUGUAUGGCACGCAGGCACGGAGAGAGGUGAAAGAUCAGCGGGUCUGGAUGAGAUGAGAGUGGGGCGGGAGGAGUAUUUCAGAGGCCUGUGUGCACACCUCUGUACAGCACCUGUGGGCGAGGGCGCGAAUUCAGGCGUGGGUGGAAGCACUUGGCCAGGAUGCUGGGAAUGGGGCAUGGGUAGGUAGACUUCCAGGGAGGAGUGCAAGUUGUUCCCUUUGUAUUGCAUGUUGGUUUAGAUGCUGGUGUUGCUCUUCUGGCUUUUUGGAUCUUCCAUGGAGGCUCUGGAGGUAGGAAUAGCAUUUCAUGUGUGGCAGACACCAUUUCUCCUCUGCCUUGUUACCAAGAGCCCCAGGAGUCAGGAUUCCUUUAUGUGCAGGUGAGGACCUGAAAUAGAGCUGUGGACAGGGAAGGAUUCUGAAAGUAUUAUCUACAAGAGAAAUAAAUUGGUCUGGUUUAAGUUCUGCGGGUAAACAUUGUGCUUCCUGCUUUGAUCAACCCUCUGCAAUCCUGUUUGUUUGAGCUAAAUUAUUAUUUUUUAAAAUAAAGUGAUAUUCUUUCUCCUGUGUGGCAGUUCUCUGGUCUUGGUUUAAUGUGAACCUGUGAUCCUUGUAACAGGAUGUUGUUCGAGCAAGAUUAAAGUGUUUUUUCCUUCUUGUUGCUACUG
Messenger RNA from Tyto alba (common barn owl), 2429 nucleotides. Its product is annotated as 2-hydroxyacylsphingosine 1-beta-galactosyltransferase. Lineage: Eukaryota; Metazoa; Chordata; Aves; Strigiformes; Tytonidae. The record is from RefSeq and is a predicted model, not a curated record. The transcript is spliced from 6 exons. The coding region runs from base 102 to 1700 and encodes 532 amino acids. Gene Ontology annotation, molecular function: UDP-glycosyltransferase activity.